AUGGGAUCCUUCGUCGAGAUUGUUGCCGUAAUCUGUCUCAUCUGGGCCGUCGCGGUCGUGGUUGUCCAGGGAAUUGGUAUUGCCGCAAUUUUUCGACACUUUUCAAGAGCUGCAUCGCCACCCGUCUCCUCAAAACUCGCCCAAGAUGCUCCUUCGAUUACAAUAAUCCGCCCCGUCAAAGGCCUCGAACCUCGACUCUACGAAUGCAUCGCAUCUACAUUUCAACAAGAUUAUCCCGCUGAUAAAUUGUCCGUCCGCCUAUGUGUUGAGGACGAGACCGACCCCGCCUAUCCAGUACUGCAGAAGCUGGUCCACGACUUUCCAUCCUUCGAUGCCCAGGUUCUUGUGGAAUCUCGUGAUCCAAUCCUGCAUGGCACCAAGGGCCGUGUUGACAACUUGGGGCCAAAUCCCAAGGUGCGCAAUAUCAGUAGGGCAUACCGACAAGCCAAGGAGGGAGACAUUAUAUGGAUAAUCGACUGUAAUGUCUGGGUGGCAAGCGGUGUGCUCGGGCGCAUGGUGGACAAGCUAAUGGGAUACGGACCGGCCGGAACCGCGACCACACCAUACAAAUUUGUUCAUCAGAUGCCACUGGUUGUUGACGUGGUGGAUUACAGCCGUCCGGGGACCGAAGACAACCAAGUUCUCUUGUCAUCGCCCUCGGAAGCUGGGGCUUCCUCCAGCACCGCCAAAGAAUCCCAAGACCUCCUUACCCGCAUUUGUCGCCACGGAGGUGGUCGCCUUGACGAGAUGUUCAUGGCAACUACACAUGUCAAGUUCUAUGGCGCGAUCAACUCUGUUGGUAUUGCACCCUGUAUUGUAGGGAAAAGCAACAUGUUUCGAAAAGCGCAUCUCAAUCGGGUGACGAUGGAAUCGAGCAAUCGCAUGCUACGCGAUGGAGACGAAAGGCCCAAGGGGGUAGACUAUUUUUCCUACAACAUCUGCGAAGAUCAUCUCAUUGGCGAUAUACUGUGGAGGUCAGCCAUUCCAGGCUACUCAAAUCAUGGAAUUGUCUGGGGUGAUUUGGUCAUACAACCCAUGGCAGGCAUGUCGAUUGUCUCGUAUGCCGCCCGGCGUGUUCGAUGGCUACGGGCAAGAAAGUUCACAGUACUGGCAGCCACCCUGGUCGAACCGGGCAUCGAAUGCUUCCUCUGCUGCGCCUACUUUGCCUUUGCCCUCACGACUCUUCCCUGGUUCCACGAGACGCUGCACAUUCCCCAGACCAUGUCAGCCAUGGCCCUGAUCUGGCUCUCAGCAGUGACGGCAUGGAUGGUGGUCGACUGGCAGACAUUCAAGCUCCUACACUCGGGCUGGAGCGUGCAGUGCGGCCGUGAUAGUCCCCAAUUUGUGCGCGGCACAUCACAGGCCGGCGGAAUGCCCAGACGAGGAUUCUUGGAAUGGCUUUUGGCAUGGAUUGGAAGAGAAAGCCUGGCGUUGCCGGUUUGGACGUGGGCUGUUUUGUGCGGAACGACGGUAACAUGGCGAGGCAAGUCUUUCCGAGUCAACAUGGACACGUCGGUGGUUGAGGUGGCAGGGGGCGUGACGAGAAAGAGCUCACGCACGCCAGAGUUGGAGAGGUCGAGACAAUCGAGCAAAGAUCGGUUGGACUAG
Metarhizium brunneum ARSEF 3297 is the source of this 1608-nucleotide messenger RNA. Its product is annotated as Ceramide glucosyltransferase. Gene Ontology annotation, molecular function: ceramide glucosyltransferase activity. Lineage: Eukaryota; Fungi; Ascomycota; Sordariomycetes; Hypocreales; Clavicipitaceae. Gene Ontology annotation, cellular component: membrane. The record is from RefSeq and is a predicted model, not a curated record. Gene Ontology annotation, biological process: glucosylceramide biosynthetic process.